AUGUCGUACGGCGACGGCUUCAAGCGGCGAAAGGUGGAGGGCGACAACACCUUCAAGCCCUCGACACGCUUCAUGCCUCUGGGCGGCCGCAGCUACACCGUCUCUGUAGCCAUCCCGACGAGUCUCCUGUCUGACUGCUCAACAUCCGAGCAGAGAAUCAACGCUCCCUCGCGCAUCGCCCGUGCCCUCGCCAUCUUCUCCAUCGACGAGGUCGUCAUCUUUGACGACAGCCCGCUCGACAGCCGCCCGCCCGCCGUCGACCACGAUGCCUACACCGGCGACACCGACCCGGGCCACUAUCUCUUCCACUUGCUCUCCUACAUGGAGACGCCGCCCUUUAUGCGCAAGACCCUGUUCCCCUUGCACCCCAAUCUCCGCCUCCAGGGCCUCCUGCCCACCCUCGAGAUGCCCCACCACCCCCACCGCGACGAGCAGCUGCCCUACAUGGAGGGCUUGAGCCUGCCCGGCAAGCCCGACAACCCGGCGCACAAGACCCUGGUGGACAUUGGCCUGCGCAAGCCCGUGUCCAUCGCCGAGGCCAUCCCGCCCAAGACCCGCCUGACGCUGCACUUCCCCCACGAGUCCUUUGACGGCGCCUCGCCCGUCGACCCGGCCGCGCCCCGCACCGAAGCCGGCUACUACUGGGGCUUCCAGAUCCGCCGGUGCUCGUCGCUGUCGGGCGUCUUCACGGAGGCGCCCUACGAGGGCGGCUACGACGUGAGCAUUGGCACGUCGGAGCGCGGGGACCCGGCCUCCCAUGUCUUUCCGCGAGCCGCGACGCCCGCCACCGACCCGCCCUCGCUUGCGUUUGAGCACCUGGUGAUUGUCUUUGGCGGCCCGCGGGGUCUCGAGUACGCGGCCAUGAACGACGGCGAGCUGAGCAGUGUCGGCAUCAAGGUGGCCAAUGUGCGCGAGGCGUUUGACCACUGGGUGGACGUGCUGCCGAAUCAGGGCAACCGCAGCAUCCGGACGGACGAGGCCAUCUUUAUUGCGCUGACCGAGCUGCGGCGGCUGUGGUCGGAGGUGUAG
Sporothrix brasiliensis 5110 is the source of this 1029-nucleotide messenger RNA. Its product is annotated as deoxyribose-phosphate aldolase. The transcript is spliced from 3 exons. Bases 1 to 1029 code for a protein of 342 amino acids. The record is from RefSeq and is a predicted model, not a curated record. Lineage: Eukaryota; Fungi; Ascomycota; Sordariomycetes; Ophiostomatales; Ophiostomataceae.